Messenger RNA from Dictyostelium purpureum, 483 nucleotides. RefSeq lists its product as uncharacterized. The record is from RefSeq and is a predicted model, not a curated record. Bases 1 to 483 code for a protein of 160 amino acids. Lineage: Eukaryota; Evosea; Eumycetozoa; Dictyosteliales; Dictyosteliaceae. The transcript is spliced from 4 exons.
AUGGAUUAUUUUUUAUAUAUAUAUAUUUUUUUAUUUUUUUUUGGUUCCAUUGGUUUUUAUUUUGCAUUUUGUUAUGGUAAAAUCAAAUUAAACAAAUCGAUCAACAAAUGCAUCACCAAAGAAGAGAGUUGGGAAAAAGAGGACAACCAACACGAUGAUUCUGACCAAUUAGAAGAUUUGGUCAAUUCAUUGGGAGGUUUAAGUAUUCAACCAGCUCCAUUGAGUGAAGAAGAAAAGGCCACUGAAGAAUUUCUAAUGGAAAAUAGAAAGUUACAAGAAGAAAUACUGUCAUUUAUAAAUAGAGCUUUAUUCUAUUCCGAGUCAGAAGAAUCUGUUGACUAUAUUGGUCUCGAAUCAUUCAAAAAAGUUUCAUCAAGGAAUUCAGAAAUAUUCACAUCAUUAUCAACUUAUAUCUCAAUAUGUAAUCUAACCAAAAAUUUGGGUUUUUGUCCGCCACAAUCUUCGAGGUAUCCAUCAUUAUGA